AUGCUUUGUGCUCACUGGUUGCCAAAACGCGAAAACAGUGCUUCUACAUCUUUGCCACUGAUUCAUUACGCACACGCCUGUGCGCUUGGCUUUGUGCUAUUAACUAUCCUUCGCCCGUAUGCCGAGCGGUUGAAUGGGGCGGCUCUCUGUGACUUUACAGCUGUUCAGUUGAGAGAACGAUUAAAAGAUCUGCAGGACUAUGUGAAGCGGACCGAGCAGGAAGCCCAAGGUGCGCACCGUCUAAUCGAUGCGUAUCGUAACAACCCCAGUCUUGGUGAAGCGAAAACCGUGGAACCCAAGGAGGAAUUGUGCAAGCGACGUUUACAGUCGCUAACCGCACUAUUGGAACAACUCAAAGACCAAUUCACUAAACUGGGCGGGGAGCAGUCACUCUCAAGACCCCAGUUCGUUCCAGAUUCCACACGAGGCAACAAUCUGCACUCUGGCCCCAGUUUCAACAGCUCAUUGGAUUCCGACCUGGAUGAGGAUCCAUCCCAGUCUGCUUACGGCCAUCCCGGUCAACCGCCCCCUCAGUCAAGAGGUGUGGGCCGUGCCACUGUUUUGUACGAUUACGAUGGUAACGGGCCCGAUUAUCCGGCUGCCAAAGCAGGCGAAAUAUUCUUUGUUCUUCAGCUGGAUGAGGACAACUCCGGUUGGACUAUGGUUGUUUCCGAGGACGGCUCACGCGAAGGCUUUCUCCCCACCGGUUUCAUCGAAGUCUCAAAAUACUAA
This is a messenger RNA of Dicrocoelium dendriticum, 732 nucleotides long. The record is from the annotation of a GenBank genome assembly. Lineage: Eukaryota; Metazoa; Platyhelminthes; Trematoda; Plagiorchiida; Dicrocoeliidae.